Paramecium octaurelia is the source of this 246-nucleotide messenger RNA. Lineage: Eukaryota; Ciliophora; Oligohymenophorea; Peniculida; Parameciidae. The record is from the annotation of a GenBank genome assembly.
AUGGAACAGACGAUGUUCAAAAUCAAAUCAAAAUUUUUAUUCCAUCAACUGAAAAACUUCGACAAAGGCUCAAAGAGAAAUUUACCAAAGAAGAAAAAAAGAAAGAGUAAAUUAUUCUGGAAUUCAUUAAAAGGUAUUCGUUCUUUCGAUCAAAUUUUAAAUACAAAAUACACCUCAAAAGUGCAUCUUAGAGUACUUCGAAAUACUCUUUUACUGUUUCUAAUGUUUGUAUAAGCUACAUAAUGA